CUUAUAUGUAAUUUUCCGGAAGUAAUUUGAGUAACGGAAAAAAAAUAGUGUUAUAUGAUUCGUACUUUAAUCAAUUUGUGCAAUGGUCACAAAAUUAAUAGUUAAAGUUACACGACGUAAACUAAACAAUAAAAUUCCCAAUUUUUUACUUCUUUGUCUUUUUGAAAACAAGAAAAACAUUUUCUCUAAAAUGAUGAAAGGAUAUUCGUUAGAGUAUGAUUUAGGAUUAUUAAUAAACAAUCCAAAGUAUAGUGAUAUAGAAAUUUUAUGUGAAGAUGAAAAGAAACUAUAUGGUUGUAGAGCAAUCUUGGCUGCGAGAUCCGAAGUAUUUGAUAGAUUAUUUUAUAACGGAAUGAAAGAAAGUUACGAUAAUCAAAUUUCUUUUCCAGAAAUUAAUUCUUCUGGAAUGAAGAUUAUUUUAGAUUAUAUUUAUACAGGAUCAAUAAAAGAAGAAUCUUUAAAUAAAGACAAUAUAAUCGAAGCAUAUUAUGCUGCAGACUUUUUUCAAUUAUUAGACCUUCAAGAUUUUAUAAUGAAAUUUAUUGAAAACACUAAUUAUACGGAAAAUUAUUCACCAGAAUUAUUAUCUAGAGCUGCGGAGAAAAUACCAUUUUCAGAUGACAAUAUUCUUCUAAAUUUAUUGAUUGAAACAGUAGCAAAUACUCCAUUAAAUACAAUAGAAUUAGGUCGAUUAUCUAUUACGGCACUUCAAUAUCUUCUAUCUUGUACAUAUGAAAAAGAAAAACCCUUCGCAACCCCAGAAUAUGAAGUUUUUCGAUAUAGCGCUAACCUUGCAGCAAAACAAGUUUCUAAUAUUACAUAUAAAAGUCUUGUGAAAAGGCUGCCAACCUUGGAAGAAUUAGAGAAUUCGAAACAAAUAGAAAUUAAACGUAUUUACAAUAACAAAAAGAUUGCUAAAGAAUUGGAACCUUUAAUUAAAUUUAUUGAUUUCAGGCGAAUUAAAGGACAAAUAUUGGCAGAUAUCAUUGACCCGUUAGAUAUUAUUUCAACUAAAGUAAUUUUAGAUGUUUAUCGACAAAAGGCAAGAUUAAAUAAUACAGAUUCAAAUGAAUUUCGAGGAACACUUAACAAUUAUGUUUGGGAUAAGUCAGCAUGUGGGUCAAAACUUAUAGUUGAGGAUAACGGAAAAGUUGUAUAUGCACAAAACGGAUGGUAUAACCUUCAAAAUGUUAGAUCUAAAAUGACAUUUGAAAAUAAAGGUAUUUUCGAAUGGGAUGUUAUUAUUGAGAAAAUAUGUGAGAAUAUUUGGGUUGGAAUUUGUGCAUCAGAAAAUUUUAAUUAUGAAAACUUUGCAGGAUUUCAACCUACUGGAUGGGUAUUAGGUUCAAAUGGUAACUGUCUUAAUUCCAACAAUUGGUCAAAUUAUUGUCCUUCAUUUGGAGAUGGUACGAAAAUUACCGUUCAUUUAGAUAUGAAUAAAAGAACUUGCGCUUUUUCAGUCAAUGGUAAAAGGUAUUCAGAAAUAUCAGAAUGGAAUAAUUUACCAUCAAAACUUCAUCCAGUUGUAUCAUUACGGUAUCCUGGACGUUUUCGAAUUAAGCCUCAUCAAAAAGUUUGA
Molecule: messenger RNA, 1579 nt
Organism: Rhizophagus irregularis DAOM 181602=DAOM 197198
Lineage: Eukaryota; Fungi; Glomeromycota; Glomeromycetes; Glomerales; Glomeraceae
Cellular component (GO): cytoplasm
Molecular function (GO): protein binding
Source: RefSeq, a predicted model, not a curated record